AGUUCAUAAACAAGGGACACAGAUUUUGAUCAGCAAAAUGGUGUUCCCAAGCAAUCACCCAAAAAUGCAUGCCUGUGUCGACUCUUUGUACACUAUCGAUGGUGAUACAGACAAGAGUAAGAUCAUGGACAUCAUUAGAGUCAUGAAAGGUGCUCUGAGCGUCUCGAAAAGUAAAACCGGUGAUGUCAUUUACAGAAGCAACAAAAACGAAGUGAAGAUAUUGGACAGACAACUAGCCAAAGUGGAUAAAGAUGUAGUAAGAGCAAAAACAAACAUUGAAUGUCAAAAGCGGGAUGUCCUGCGCAAAUGGUCACUAGUGUUCGGAAAUCAGAAAACGCUUUGUGAAUCGAUCAAAUCUUUUGAUGAAAUGAUUAACAGUGCAUUGGAAAAACAGCUAUCAGAAACAGAAGAACGUUCUAAUUUAGUCGAGCAGAGCCUGAACUCCUACAGAGAAGAAGAAGCUCCCAACGAUAGCGGCCAUUGGGGAAAACUCAACCUUAAGUCCAAUCGCCGACAAUCACAAGUAGCUAAACCUAGUUCCCAUUUCGGCAAAACUCUUUCAAUGCCUGUUCUUGUAAAUCCAAAUGAAUCGAAAUCAAAAGCAGUUCCAAGGGUAUCUGAUUCUACGGUUCCUGCAAGCUUACCAAAAAUCAAUACCGGUGGUAGUUUCUUUUCUAAUAUUGUGGACCACACGACAAAGCGUCACAAAAGACACCAAGAGGCGGCAAAUAAGAAGGGCGAAUUUCCCGACUUCAGUAGAUCGACAAUGGAAUCCUACUUUGAUGAACAGAAACAACUUCACGAAGAACUCAUGACCAGAAACAGUCUAAAUCGUUUAAAAUCUAACAUCGAUGGUGGUCACAACUUUUAUAAACUUCGAAUUCGAACCAAAUUACCCGAAGAACCAACACUUUUGAUCGAAUCAAUUGAGACUGAUCGUACAAGAACCAAGUCGUUUCGUACCCAAAGGAACAAAACCAGACGCCCUCUGUCUGUUGAGAAAGGCAGGAAUAUGGACAAUCUUGACGAAGAAGUUUCGUUUUCUAAAAACCACGAAGUUGAAAGAGCAAAUACUUAUGUUUGAGAUCAGAACAUUGGUGUGCACUGUGUAGAUAAAUUUAUUCAUAAUUUGUUAAUAAAAUUUGUUUCUUUU
Molecule: messenger RNA, 1153 nt
Organism: Lottia gigantea (owl limpet)
Lineage: Eukaryota; Metazoa; Mollusca; Gastropoda; Lottiidae
Exons: 2
Coding region: 38-1084 (348 amino acids)
Source: RefSeq, a predicted model, not a curated record